CCCUCCCUAAAAAAUCUUGAAAGAGGUUGAAUUUGAGGUUAAGGUCAUGAAUAUUGUGGAGUAAGUACCCAGGGCCUGGGGCUACGACUUGAGCGGUAAAAAAAAGCUGGAAAUGUAGGGUUUUCCUCAAAACGUUUGCAACUAGAUUUUAGCAGAACGGUUAUUAUUUUACAGGGAACACUGACAGCUUGAAGGCAACAUGGGAAACACUGGUGGCAAGAGAGAAGGGAAGGACCCUGGGGGACCCCUGUCGCCGACAAAGGAGACGCCCAGCACUUUUGACUUUGUCCACGGCAAGGGUGGCAUACUCCAGCAGGCAUCCAUGGACGAUAGCUUGGACUUGCCUCCAGGAACCUUGAAGGAAAUGCUGAAUCGACAAUCGGAGCUACCAGAUCAGAGAAUGAGAGUGAAAAUGAUGGAGUCACCGGGCAUGGAGAACAAACACAGCCCGGUGGUCUUCAAAUGGGAAGGAGGCGGGAAGAACGUCUUCAUAUCAGGCUCGUUCAACCAAUGGACUUCCAAAAUACCACUGACUAAAAGUCAUGGAGAUUUUACUACCAUAUUAGAGCUGCCUGAGGGUGACUACCAAUACAAGUACUAUGUGGAUGGCCAGUGGCAGCAUAAUCCCAAACAGCCAACCAAAGCUAAUGAAUUUGGUGCCAUCAACAAUGUUCUCAAGGUGUCAAAAACAGACUUUGAGGUAUUUGACGCACUAGCAAUAGAUUCGUCAACAAGCGGCACAAAGCAAAGAAACUUGUCUGGUUCCCCGCCCGGCAGCUACGGUCAGGAGAUCCCUACCAGGGAGAUGCAAACCAAUGCCAGCGGCCCACCCUUCCUACCACCUCACCUACUCAAUGUCUUACUCAACAAAGAUGUUGGGGCACAGUACGAGCCAACCCUUCUACCUGAACCAAAUCAUGUGAUGUUGAAUCAUCUCUACGCAUUGUCAAUAAAGGAUGGUGUCAUGGUGUUGAGUGCUACGCAUCGUUACAGAAAGAAAUACGUCACCACACUUCUGUAUAAGCCCAUAUAAAUGUUGAUGUGUGUUGUUUGUAUAGAUUUAUGAAAGAGUAUACAUGUAGCUAGAACAGUAUUUAGCAGUGGGUACUUCCAAACUGUACUGACCACCUGUUCUGGACCUUUUGUGUACAUGAUAGUGGAUGAUAUUGUUUGUUGAAAUACAAUUUGGCCAAGGCCACUGCAAUCUCAUCUUAUGCUAGGCACCUGUAACUCACAAUUCAAGCAUUGGCAGAAAACCCACUGUGGACAGUAGCUCUGACCGACUGUCAUCAGACAUUGGUCACCUGCAUUCAGCUCUUUUGGUUUGCAAGGUUGUCUCCUUGACACCCUCUUUGCAGGUUUGUGCUGGUCCUUGGUUAAUGUCAAGCACAAAGCACCGUUGCUCUUUUCUGCAUUGGGGGGGUCCCCUCAGUAACUCAUCCUAUAGCAGCAGUCACUGCAUUGGUAACAGAGCUUGGUCUGUCAACAAGAGGGAAAAGUACUGUCAGGUCAGAGCUUAACAGAGGUGGUAUUUUGCACUUGGUCCGACUGAAUCUGUGUGGCAGCAAGUGAUCAUAUGAUCCUGUGAAAAGAGGUGGCAAAUUUUUUUAAUGUCUCGAAGUCAGGUCUGCCGAAAUAAAGCUUCCAUGGAACACUCUGCAAUUUGCUGGCCCAGUUUUAGCAUAUGAAGCAAGCCUGGUUGCGGUGUGAUCAAAGUUACGCAAAGAGAAAUGAGCAUGUAAAUUACCCACAGUAUUAAAGAGAGAAUUUCCCUUAAACUCCUCACUGCAUUCUAUGCAUGUAGAGCAACCUGAGUUGUGUUACCUGGUUUUCUUACACAUAAUAAGGCAAGCACCUGUAUGAAUGGGAUGAUGUACAGAUAAUGAAUGUCAGAGUGCUGUGGUGAGGAAGAAUUACCUUCAGUGACAUGAUUGAAUGUUCCAAUCCACUUGGCUUCACGUCAUUGGACUGGGACACUCAGUCUGUCGCCUCAUUGCAUUAUUCUGUCCAUUGCACAAGUGUGGAGCAUACAUUAUGGGCCUUAUGCAACUCCUGAACAAAUCCUCUUCGUGUACCAGUCGCUGUUUUACUUUCUCAGUUUUGCGUAAAAAGCGCGACACAAACUUCUCAUGUUCCCAGUCGCGACUAAAAUUUUGUCUGUUUGAAGAGCCACAACUGUGCCUUCCCUGUGGUACUGCUUGUGUGGUACAGCACUCUUUGCCCUUGUGAAAAAAAUCCCACACUGCCCCUACAUGUUCUGUGCACACAUGUCGUUCAUUGAUACUUUGAAUAGAGUUGCACUGUUGAGUGAACCGAAUUAGUCAAUGACAUGUAAACGCCAGCCCACCAAUCCGUUGAUGGGGAUUUAUUCAGGUGUUGUAUAAACUACAAGAGUGCACUUUUGGGUGUUGCUGGGUCGUUCCGUGUUUGAGAAUUUCUUGAUUGUAUUCACGAUGGUUUAUUUUAAAGUCAUUUUUGUCUGAGAAUCCACACGCUUGGCGUAAGCUCAGGGUCCUGAAUAAAGUGGCAAGCUGCAUGAACUUGUAACUAUGGGUUUAGCAGUUACACAGAGGAUAUCAUGAUGGAAGAUAAAAUAAUUCUCCAGUUGCAGUGCCCUUCAAAAAUCCUGUUUCCUAGUGAUAAAUGUAUUGUAAUAUAGCCUGUAAUUUAAUUGAUAUUUGUAGCAUGUUGUGUCAGUUGCGCUUCCAAGCCUGUCACAAAUAACUAGCAACAGGAAUAGCUCAUCAAAACUGUAAAUAGUGAAGUCUGAAAUGUGCCGAGAUGUCAUUACUUGGUAGAGUUAUGGAUGAUUGUUUCAUGUUUGUACAUGCAAGGGAAUCCUCCCUUUUGACAGCUUUAUUUCUCAGGGUAUUUGAGAAGACUUUAGCAACUAGCCCUGAAGAAAAGUGUUUAGUCAUAUGUUUAGACUUGUGGAAAAACAACAAGUUCAGUCUUCUCCCUGAAAGCCUACGCCUGUUGGGCUGUUCCUGAUGCCUGUUGGGCUGUUCCUGAUGACCAGAAGCCAGUCAAAUGGGGAGUGUUACUCUGUCAUAAUCAGUAUGUGCUGGUACCUAGCAGGAUGCAUGUUGAGUGCAUGAGUGAGACACUGCUUAGGUUGGAAAAGUAAAUUUGCAAGUUGUAAAUGUAUCCCGCACAGCGUGAUGGUGUUGAUAUAUAAAGAUUUAGGCUUGGUUCAGAAGUGGGACUUGGGACGUUGGAAGCCACUUCGUAUAGAUGUGUGUGUGUGUACUUCUGGUUGCUGCCAGUUGAUGUGGACAUAGCCAUUAAGAGACUGCGGUAAAGCAAGUGUGAAGCCUGGGGCCCAUUUCAUGGUGCUAAGUACAGGAAGAUUGCUUGGCUGUGGCUCAGCUUCUACCAUAGACUUGUGUGUAAGUUCAGACCACAGCCAGGUAAUGCAAGCAUGGCUAUACUUGUCUGGCGAAAUGGGAUACCAUCCACAGCACUGCAAAACGUAUGUUGCUUGUGAGUGGAGACCAAUUUUAUGACUUUGAUAGCCACAGAAUUCCACCACAUUUUGCUUUUGCAGCACCACCAAAAGAAUUCUGCAGUGACCGUGUAAGCAAGAAUCCUUUUAUGAGGGGGUUUUUUGUCACUAACCUGCAAAUACGCUAUACCCCAACAAGCACAGAAUUUUAUGCUGUACAUCUAGUUGGCGGUGAUACUUUUGCUAACGUUAAAUAGAGCCAUGAAAUUGGGCCUGGUUCAUAGCUGAUAUUUGCUCAGCACUUUAGUAUGCCUAGCGAUAAUUUAUGUUUUUCAGGGCUAUGAAAUUAGGUCCAGCUUAGCAAAGUAUGGUUUUUCAUUUCAGUGCUUUCCCCCAAAGAGUUUCUGAUUGUUUUGCAUUCACCUUUCACCUUAACUUGCUAGGCAUUCCUGGAGUCUUCUUGAAACCCCCAAAAGCCUUCACUGUGCAGGAAACCAGCAGCAUAUUCCUUGCACUUUAACUUUCCCAGGUCAAUCCAACCGUGUGAAGUAACAGUGGCUAGGCUCUUCUUUAAUCCUGCAGAAUCCUCCAAAUCCUGGUGGAUUUUGAAGGGCUGAGGGAGGCUUUACAAAUUCAAGUAAGUGUAUGAUGACCAAAUGCAUGUUAGCCCCCCCCCAAAAAAAAUCUAAAGUUUAAAAACUGCUGUUAACAACUUGGCGUCUUCAGCACGAUACAGUAAUAUGUAACAAACCCCAUCUGCCAUUAAUGGCACUGUAACAUGAAAUUUUCACUUGUAUGUUUGUCAAUUUUGAUAACUUGGAAUGGUGGGUGUGUACACUUCUUUUAAGUUUUUGUCGUAGUUUUUAGUUUGUUUAUUUUAAUGUUAUGCACGUGACAUUUUCUGUUGUCAUACCGUGGUAUUAACAGCAAUAUUCAUAUGACCAUUUUCAUUUUCCUUUUUGGUCGACUUUGCUUACAAUGUAGACUUCCUGUAAUGCAUCUUUUGGGGCCAUAAUUAUAGUAUGUAUAAUUUUUUCUGCUUUGGUAAUUUUCAUUUGUUUUUUCCCGCAUUGAUUUGUGUCAAGAUGUUUUAAGUUAUAAAGUUGAUAUAUUUAGGCCCAAAUUAACACAUGAUAAGAUUGGAGUAGCGGUAGACCACAAGCCAGGAUUUAACCAUCCCUGUCUUCAGAGUCACAGUAAGAUAGUGGUAUUGUACUAAUAUUUCCAAGGAUGGAUUUACGCCGGGGAGAUGUUAAUUAAGUUUGGAUUUUUGGCCCUGCCUGAGGUGUAUGAUAACACUGUAUAUUCAGUGUUUGUACCACACACAUCGUCAGUCAUUGUACAUCAGUCAAUGACACUUUCUUUAUUUCUAGCAUACUUUUCUGCCUUUCAAAACCCAUUUUAUGUCCUCUUUACAUUGAUAUAGACGGUUAUUUUUUUUUCUAUUUCCCAUAACCUAUGUCCUUGUUAAUCACUUUAUUUCAGAUUUCCCGUCAACGUUUUCACAUAAACCACCGAGUCAUAUGUUAAUAAGAAACAACUCUUUAACAACUUCACUUUAGUUAUGGGCACAUUUUACUAAAACUGUGCCAACUGUCUCAUUUUGUUUUACACCAGAUUUUAAACGUACGUGUACCUUGCAGUGAGCAAAUAAGAAUGAUUUCAGUUUGAGUUGUUGCUUUUGCAUAAAGUUUACGUAAAGUGCCAAAUUAUUCCCUUUUGUAUGGAAAUAAGAAUGUUUUUUUUCUCAUGAAAAGACAAUAUUUGAAUGCAAGCUGAACUUUUGUUGUCAGUAUGUCAGUGAUAUUUUAAUUUGUCCGUCAGAUAAGCCGUUCAUAUUAUUUGCAGCAAGUAAAGCUGUUUCAUUGUAUAAUGGAGUUUAAUUUUAAGAAGUAAAUCUAACGGCUGCAAACAGCUCUCUUGGUAGUCACAGUGCAAGUUUGAUCAGCAACAUUGUAUUAACCACUGAUCAAUUUUGUCUGGUGCCUGGUAUCUACUACAUGCAUAGGGUGUCAGUUAAACUCAGCCAUUGGUUGACAAUUUGUCGCUGAUGCAACUUGCCCAUACGUGUGCUUCAGUAAUGUUGUGCAGGGUUGUAUCUGUUAUCAAAGUGUGAUGUCAGAAAAUCCAUGAUGAUUGUAAAUUAUGCAGUAGAGAAACCUCUUGCAGUGGCACCACUACUCAUUUGCAUGUCACGACACGUAUUCUUACUUGGCUUUAAGUUCUGUUCAGUGGGUUAAUCUGUUGGGUUAUUUGGGGGCUCUGUCUACUGAAAGGUCUGAUUUUUCCGAAGAACUUUUCUCGGCCUUGGAAAAAUGACAAGUUAUUUUUUUUUCCAUUUUGUACUGAAAUUGAGUCCCUUCGCACAGUAUAUCACAGAAGGGACACCUCUGAUAUAUUUCUGUAUAAAAUUUGUUAGGGAAAGACUCCUUCAGGAAACAUAUUUUGUUGAAAUAAAUCAUGCUUGUUGAAAUAAAUCUCUUGGGGUCUCUAAUUUUCACUGCCAAAAGAAUGCUGGUUUGAAGUUCCUUUCUUUUCUUUCAUUUUCACUGAAAGGAUAAAUAACUAAGAAGGGAAAAAAUUUCCCUGGUGGCUAAAAUUUCAAGAGAUAUCUGAGGAAAAAUAUAUACAUUAUUUGGCAGCUAUGUUUUACUUGCACUGUACCUGAUUUAAUCCAGAGAUAAGUGUUUUGCACGUAACUCAGUGUAGAUUUCUCAUCAUAUGCUGUACUGUACCAUUCUUCUACAAAAUAGCUUUCAGUGGCUUGAAUUUUUAAUUUCUACAAUAAAGCUGAUACUGAAUGGAAA
Molecule: messenger RNA, 6252 nt
Organism: Acanthaster planci (crown-of-thorns starfish)
Lineage: Eukaryota; Metazoa; Echinodermata; Asteroidea; Valvatida; Acanthasteridae
Product: 5'-AMP-activated protein kinase subunit beta-2-like
Biological process (GO): signal transduction
Cellular component (GO): nucleotide-activated protein kinase complex; cytoplasm; nucleus
Molecular function (GO): protein kinase binding
Source: RefSeq, a predicted model, not a curated record